Messenger RNA from Anolis sagrei ordinatus, 2405 nucleotides. The record is from RefSeq and is a predicted model, not a curated record. NCBI's taxonomy places the organism in Eukaryota, Metazoa, Chordata, Lepidosauria, Squamata, Anolidae.
GUAAUGUGGCUGCUGUUGAGGCAAAUGUCAACACAGAGAUGAGGAUCCUCCCGAUCAUCCACAGCGGUGAGUCCCAGAUUGUGGAGACUCAGCCGCAUGAAGGCUCUGCGCACGAGGAGGAGGCGGAGCCGCAGCCGAGCGCCCCGGCUUCACGUCCAGCAGGACCCUUUCGCGGGCUUAGAGAAAGCAUUCACCUUUGUGCGCCAGAAGGGGGGAAGUGUGCUGAUGCAAUGCAACUACUGCCUGCCGGUCAUCAAAAAUGUCAGCUCCGCCGUGAACUCAGCCACCAACUUGAGGAAACAUUUAGAGAAGGCACACCCUGAGAAACUGGGAACAUCUGAAAACGCAGGAAAGGGGAAGAAGCGUGGCUUUUUUGAAGAGCUGCUGGACGAUGAUGAUGAUCCGCCUUCGAUCAAAAUGUUGAAGCAACAGCAGCAACAGCAGGCCACUCUGGAGAGGUGGGGAUCGGGCAAGGAGCAGAUCACCCAGAAGAUUCUCGACCGGAAAAUCAUGGAUUUCAUUGUGGACGAAACUUUGCCUCUUCACACCGUAGACCGGCCGUCCUUCGUCGGGUUGGUCCGCCUCGGCCUCCCAAAGUGCCUGACCAUCAUGUGCUCCAAGACUCUGAGGGACAGCAUCGAGAAGAGAGCGGCCAGUAUGCAGGAAAGGCUCCUGCGGCGGCUGGGUGCCGUGGAACAUGUGGCAACCACCGCGGACUGCUGGACGUAUGGCAAGAGGCGUUUCCUGGGGGUCACAGCCCACUGGAUCAACCCAACGACGCUGGAGCGUGAGUUCGGGGCCUUGGCUUGUAAGCGCCUCAAAGGGCGCCCCACUUACGAGGUGCUUGCGAAAACCCUGUGCAAGGUUUACAAGAAGUACAAGAUCCACGGCAAAGUUGUGUGCACCACCACGGACAAUGGCUUCAACUUUGUGAAAGCGUUUCGGUUUUUCGAGACCAAAGAACCGGCCGAUGCUGCAGACAGCAGUGCAGAUGAUAACGUAGAAGAUGAAAGUGACAGUGACAGUGAUGAGGGUAAUGGUCAUCGCCAUGAUGAUGAGGAGUCCGACGAUGAGGAGAUGGAGGUGGAGUUUGUGCCCAUCUCCGAGAUGUUGAAUGGCAGCAACAAGGCAAAAGCAGAAGCGGGGGAUUCUGGGGAUUUCGGCUUACCCCCGCACCAGCGAUGCGCCAGCCACACCCUCAACCUGGUGGCCACCCAAGAGGUCCAAGCCAUGGUGACCAACUCCUCCCCAAAUAGUCCUCUGGCUCUUUUCAGAAAACACUUUUGCUCCUUGAUGGGAAAAUGCAGCAAGCUGUGGUCCAAGCAGGAGCAGUCGGAGCAGAUUGCAGAGUACAUCCACAAGCAGUACGGGGUGUAUCUGAUGGUGCCGGACAAGACCAGGUGGCACUCCACCUUUGAAGCCCUGAAGCAGCUCAGUGAGCUCCUCUCCAGCAUGCCGCUGAAGCUGGAUACCAUAAUGGACCAGUGUUCUCUGGCCAGGAUCACGACGGCCGAGGCUCUGGUCCUGCAGGAAUACACAGAGGUCAUGGGUCCCCUGGCUCAGGCCCUUGACAUCCUGCAGCAGGACAACGGCAUGUUCAUGGGGUACCUGCUCCCCACUCUGUACAACCUGGACCGCAAGCUCCAGGGCUUGGAGAAGGAACCCGCCAGGUACACAUAUUGCCUUCCCCUCUUGAAGGGGGUCCGCAAGGCGCUCCGGAAACGGUUUGCACAUAUUUGGGAGGACAAGAAGCUUCUGCUGGCGGCUUGCCUCCACCCUCGCUUCAAAGUCGACUGGUUGGAAUCGGCACAGAACUCCCAGACAAACAGGUGCAUGAUGGAAACCUUGUUGAAAGCCGAAAUCAGGGGCACAGUUGAGGAGGCCGGGGACAAGUCCUCGGAGAAGGACCCCGAAGGAGCCAGUUUGGAGGACGAGUUCUUCAACAUCCCUCCCCGGGAGAAGACCUCGGCCCAGGAGGACUCUGUGGAGGAGGAGGUGUCGCGGUACCUGCGGUCGCCCAGCAGGGAGGUCUCCUUGCUCCACGCCUUCCCUCGCGUCAUGCAGAGCUUCCUGCAAUACAACACGGGGAUGCCUUCGAGCGCCGCCAUCGAACAGCUCUUCAGCACUGGCGGUAAAGUCAUGACCGUCAAGAGACAUUCCUUGUCCGACGAGCUCUUUGAGCAGCUGGUGCUUCUAAGGCAGAACAGGGCGGUAUUUUAAAAGCAGGCUUUUAGGAUAUUAUAUAUUUUUUGUUUCUUUUUGAGUUUUAUUCUGUGCAUUGCUCUGGGGUAUUGCUACCAGGAGGGGGAGGGAGGGUGGGAGGGUCUGGGCAUAGUAUUAUGCCACUAUCUAUUAUUAAUCCUAUGGAUAAACUUGUUACUCAAUCCUCUGUGUGUGUCUAUUCA